AGUAAGAACGCAUCGGAGUAUGAUUCUAUUGCAUUGACACCAGUGGAGGCUGCUGAGGGGAGGACGGCUCAUAAUAAUGGCUGGAACGUAGCAAAUGGAAUGGUUUCUUGCAUCAAACAACACAACAUUUUCAGUCAAGUGGAUAAACAGUCAUGGAUGGUGUGUUAGAGGGAGCAGCUGUGGUGUGUGUGUGUAAACUGGCCUGCAGUCUUCUCUUCCUGCCCAUGGUCACUGCUUCUCUCAGCGCAGUCAGCUUCUGCUGCAACUGCCUGCUGCUCUUCACAGACCUCGUAGUCACAACCUUCCUGGUUGUACUCUGGUUUACAGAGCCCUGGCUACCUCAAUUUUCCAUGUCCACUGAUGUCAUCGCCCUGCGCUUCCUGCUCUUCCUCAGCUACAUCUACUGGGCAGUGCUGCUGAUGACCACACCUCUGGUUGCUGUGGAGACGGCCAUGAGGUUGCAGUGGCCCCAAGUCUGUGGUGGCGGAGCAGUGGACGGAGACGUUGACAAACAGAGUAAAAAUCCUGCACCUCACGGCGGUGUGACACUGGAGGUAGAGAACUGGCAGAGCAGGGACACAGACACCCAGAUAGUAGGGAGAGAGGACCAGGACCAGGGAAGUUGUCUGUCCCACAUCAUUGGCUUCUUCUGCUGUCUGCUGGUGUGGGCUGUCUGUGGCAUCUGUGGAGGUCAGGGCUGGAGACUGGAGGUGCUGUGGGUGGAGGUCUGCCUGGAGAGGACCAGCUCCCUCACUCUGUGUCUCCCUAGCCUCCCCAACACCGUUCAGCUUGCUCUGGGUGAGCCCAGCUGGGGCCUGGCCACUGUGACCUUGGCUCUCCUGCUGGUGCUGACGGUGGGCUGGGGCUUUCUCAGAAGACACCUGGCCCACACAGAGACGAACCCACACACACCCACAACCACACAGACACACAAGGAGGAACAUGGUACUGACAUUCAACUGCCCGUUCAAACACUCCCUGCACCACGCAAGGCUAUGAAACCUGUGAUGUCAGUGGCGUCAGCCCCACGGUUUGUUGACACAGAGACAACAUGGUCCAGAUGCUCCGUUCACAGCCCAUGUUCUGGGAACAACAUGCAGCUGUCACUGGGUCACCAUGUCCUCUUAUCCCUGGAGUUUUUGUCAGCAGACAGACUAGAGGGACACAAAGAGAAAAAAGGACUAGGAGACAUACCUCUCACUGGUAUUGUGGAGGAACACACAGACAGGAGCCAGCAUGGGCUCGGGCGAUUUCCCUGCCUGGGGGUGAAUAUAAUGACAGGGUUAAUGUGUCUGCUCACUGUCUGUGUGUUACCUCUAAACCUCAGUGUGAACAUCCUACUAAUCAGGCACACAGAGACAAUGCUGCAGUGGAGUUUGAAGAUCUUAAUGUAGUUGAUAAUGUAAAUUCAAUCAUUAAGGAGGUCUGAAAGGCUUGCUCACUUUAUCUUCAUCCACUAAGCAUAAUAUAUCAUAUUGUUUCUUCUCUAUGGUAUAGUUGGUAGCUAUUUUCAAACAAUUAUCUCCCAGCAGGAUGGUCUCGAUGCCAGUUGCCCCCCCCACAGGGAUGGUAACCUGCCAUCAUAUCAUCUGGCGAGACUAUCCCCAAAACAAUUUUAACACAUUUUGAUAUUGCACUUGGUCUCUGUUGUUCAUUCAGUUAGCCUGUCCUCGAUUGAACUGGCUGCACCCAAAGAAGCUAAACAGAGGGGUCUCUCAGUCAACGUAACAUCGGCAUAAAGUCAGUGUAAUGGACAAUAAACCUGGAUGGUGAUAUUGUUAGAUAAUGAGGUGUGGCUUGGGAAUGGCAAAGGGGGGUGCAACUCAAUAUUAUAUACACUGACUGAAUAUACACAGAGUAUUCCAAACAUGAUUUCACAGUUUUGGAUUGACUGACCUUCAUGUCUUAAAGUAAUGAUGAACUGUCGUUUCUCUUUGCUUAUUUGACCUGUUCUUGCUAUAAUAUGGACUUGGUCUUUUACCAAAUAGGGCCAUCUUCUGCAUCCCAACCCUACCUAGUCACAACACAACUGAUUGGCACAAACACAUUAAGAAAUUCCACAAAUUAACAAGACACACCUGUUAAUUGAAAUGCAUUCCAGGUGACUACCUCAUGAAGCUGGUUGAGAGAAUGCCAAGAGUGUGCAAAGCUGUCAUCAAGGCAAAGGGUGGCUACUUUGAAGAAUCUACAAUGUAGACAAUAGUACAAAUAAAUAAAAACCCUUGAAUGAGUAGGCGUGUCCAAACGUUUGACUGCUACUGUGUGUGUGCAAUAUAAUACAUAAAUAUAUAACUAAUAUUCUGUAUAUGUACUUGUGAGUGUGUGUGGCUCUGACAUACUGUGAAGAACAGAGGAGCUACUGUUAACACAGGGCAGUUUGACUCAAGAAUUCAGUGAUUCUUUUCAUUUCUACACUAGCCGAACAGAAUAUCAAUACUGUGUCAUAAAUGACGCAUUGAAAUGAAUGUCCAAUCAAAAAGCUUAUAUGGACAAUGAAGUUCACAGAAUGACGUAAGGUAUUACAGGUGGGCAAUGCAUCUUUCAUUUGACAGUACGCCAACUUCCAAGUUAAUGUGGAAAUGCACAACACUGCUAUUAGGGAUGUUAUUGACAUAUACUUCUCUGGGUGGUUCAUUCUCAAUACACUGCCUUCUCAAAUGUUCCCCUCUAAGGCAGAAUCACGAAAAACAUCUCACACAACCAUUGCUGCUGUAAAACGACUGAAAAUGCCCUUCAGAGGCUAUGUUUAUUCCAAUAAUCAUCUGAAUAAUUAGCUUCUGUUCACUGUGCCUUUGUUCAAACUAUGAGAGCAUGCUGAUUACGCUCAACAAAAUAUUAUCAUUGUGAGCAGAGUUCCAUCUUUCUCAAGGUCACUGUGUUUACUUGUAUUCUCCCUGAUCUAAACUCUGGCCAACACUAUCUGGUCUACUAAUAAUGUCUGUGGCAUAAUUCGAUUUGGAGUGAAGGUGCUCUCCAGCUCCGAGUCACUACAGUUAUGGUGCCUGUGAGAGAACAGCCCAACUUUACCAUUCACUCCCCAUUCUUUAGUAGGGGGCAGUGACACACAACACUCCCACCUGAGCCACGUAUCCUAUAUGGUGAGGGUUUCAUAACGAGGAUCUCCCCAUGGGAAAAUAUUUUUCAGUUUAAAUGGACAACUUCCCCUGAUGUGAAGUUAGAUUCAUUACAGGAGUGUAACUGUAGAUGGAAAUGCAAUGGAAAUAUCCUGGUGGUCUGACUGACAUGAACAAAGGCUCUGUGUUGUUGACUGCUCCAUUGCCAGGUCCACAAUUCACCCUAUAAUGAUGCAACUGGUAUCAAUCUGCCCCAAAAUAGCAUGAAUAAUUAUGCAUGAGGCCAUCAAACUACAAGCAGCUCUGCCAUCAUAAAGUGGCCUCCAACAACAGCAAUGAUGUUAAAUAUCUGGCUAACCGUUGCUUCUUAUUUCCGACAUUCACUUUAAACAGUUUCAUAAAAAUUACAAAUCAAAUCUCCCUUUUUAUUUUUAGAAGCCAUUCUGAGAUCUCCAGGCGUUCUCCCCAGAUACAGGGGACAGAAAGCAGACAGGGAGACCGUGCGUGAGGGAUAAUUCCCAGCAGACAACACAGUAAGGCUCUUCCGUUGCCGUGAGGUUGUAUGGUGUUCAGAUUACAGUGUGAUCCAUCACGGGGUUACUCGCAGAUUUCUAUUCAUCGAGUUGAGAAAUGCCUCAGCAUGUGAAUGAGAGGAACAGAGAACAAACGGAGUCUCUGGCUUGCCGUGUAGGGGAGGCUUUCACAGGGCUGGGAGUUGGUUCAUGUCAGCUGAAAUAUGCACCUUGACACAGAAUGUAUGCUAAUAACCUUGCACAGGCAAUUUCUCUCAUACUGAUAU
Messenger RNA from Oncorhynchus keta (chum salmon), 3873 nucleotides. RefSeq lists its product as uncharacterized. The record is from RefSeq and is a predicted model, not a curated record. The transcript is spliced from 3 exons. The coding region runs from base 153 to 1394 and encodes 413 amino acids. Lineage: Eukaryota; Metazoa; Chordata; Actinopteri; Salmoniformes; Salmonidae.